This is a messenger RNA of Ruditapes philippinarum (Manila clam), 3840 nucleotides long. Its product is annotated as BTB/POZ domain-containing protein 3-like. Gene Ontology annotation, molecular function: protein binding. The record is from RefSeq and is a predicted model, not a curated record. Bases 1218 to 2558 code for a protein of 446 amino acids. Lineage: Eukaryota; Metazoa; Mollusca; Bivalvia; Venerida; Veneridae. The transcript is spliced from 4 exons.
UGUUGAUUGAAUAGUUGUUUAUGACAUUUAAAAAAAUCUAAUGUAUGAUCAGCGUAAAUCGCUUUCUGCUGUUUCUUUAGAAUUUUACUUCAUACAACGAUGCAUUGUCGAUUACAUUAUGCCGAUUAUAGUUGUUUUUCAUUCGUAUAGUUCAUACGAAGUAAUAAUAUUAGUACCAUGCACUGGUAUAUGAGCCAAUCAAUUUAAACUAACAGAGAAGAAGUAUGUAAACAAUCUCGGUUGACUCCUGCAAAAACUUAUUUUGUACGUCCGAAAAGAUGAAAAACUAUACUGAGUGCCGUACAUUGCUGUAAAUGCGAAAAUUUAAAUGUUGAAAUAUUUGAGAUCAGCACUCCAGCGAUGAAUAACUGUCUCGGCAAAGGAGAAUGAGAAAAGAAGUGUUGACGGACACGAAGGGAUUUGAUUAAACUCGAUGAUCUGGAUUUUAAAUUGUGUGUCGUGACAUAAUACAAGGAAAGUAAAUGUAAUAAAAUGAUGAUAUAUCAUGUUGUAUAUAAAUCAAAGGGCUGCAAGCUUUGUGGUAUUGUCUGAUCUUUGCAAUCUUAAUCAAACUGUAUAUCUGUAUGUAUUUUCCUGUAUAAGUUUAUUUUGAUAUACAGAGACAUCGCGCUUUAAAUAGAAUGUAGUAUGUUAUUUAAAAGACGAUAUAGAACGGCGAUGCUAGAGUUUGUCAUCCUUUUGUCUGAUCCAUUGAUAUUUAUCCACGGACUUUGUUGAAACACUAUAUGUAAGGUUUUCGCAAUUUAUGUAUAAUUUUGAGUGUAAAUGAGGCAAAAUAGGACCAGUACAUGUUUUCUAUUUCAAAAUACGUUAUGUAAACUUUAAUGUUGUACAAAUGUUGUAUCCUGUUAGUAAAUAAAUUAGACCACCUCAGUGAUAGAUUACAAAUCAGAAGGUCAUUCUUAGCCAAAUAUUCUAAUUGUAUCACAAUUGAAGUAUUAAAGUUUAUAGAUUGUAUUUGAAACAUUGCCAAUUUUAUAUCUUAUACCUUCUAACUCUCAAAAGAUUUGUAAUUAACUUUUUAUGCCUGCCCUAAAACAUUGUUUAUGUAAAUAUAGAUAACGGCAAGGUUAACGAUCUGUUAGCACAAUCUGUUUUAUCAAGUAUUCAAUGUUCAUAUCACGUAUGCAUUUAGUUUAGAGUUCUUGAAGGACAAUUUCUAUUUAGUUUUUGGAUGAUUUAAAAAGGUCAAGAAAAUGGCACAUGUAGCGUUAAUACAUCAGGCUAAGAUGAGAAACGCUUUAUCAGCAUCAUCCGAAAGCUAUGGAAUAAAACGGUCACCGAGUAACAGGAGGGAAGCAAGCUCGGCUGCACAAUGCUUGUCACACCUUUGCCUCUCAGAACAUCUUUCUGACAUUUACUUUACCUUCAGCGACGAUGAAAGUGUGAAACUACCAGCUCAUAAAUUUGUAUUGAGCAUGCGAAGCGCAGUGUUUGAAACCAUGUUUUAUGGAUCACUUUCAGAGGAAGGAGAAUACGUUGCACUCAAAGAUGUAAACCCAGAAGUGAUGAGAACAGUUUUAAGAUAUGUUUACUCCGACAAUCCUGACUUAGACGGUAAAAAUGUCUUACCUUGUUUGUAUACAGCGAAAAAGUACCAAUUCUUAGGUCUUGUUGAACUAUGCUCCGAUUUUCUUGAAAAGAACAUCGACGUGAAAAAUGUUUGUCAGAUCAUAGAGCAGGCAAUAUUUUAUGAAAUGGAACCUCUAAAAGAGAGAUGCCUUUCAUUCAUCACGAAAAACGCCACAAAAGUUCUUUCUUCUCCAGGCUUUAUUAAUUUGUCACACGCAACAUUGUUGAAUAUUCUUAAAAGUGAUGAAUUAGAGUGCGAUGAAAUUUAUAUAUUUAAAGCAACAAUGAAAUGGGCGGAACACAAAUGUGAGUCUAAAUCUGGACAAAAUAUUCGGGAUCAGCUUGGAGAAGUUUUGUAUCAGAUAAGGUUUCCGAUCAUACCGAUGGAAAAAUUUGCGCGAGUUGUUACCCCAUCUGGAAUACUAACCAAUGAAGAGAUAGUGAUGCUGUAUCAAUUUACCGCAACAAAAGGUUCGACACCUUUGGGAAAAUUCAGACAAGAAGAACGGAAUGGAGCACAAAUUACUUUAAACCUCAGGACGUUAAAGUAUAGUCAGCAACAUAUGAGUACAAGCGAUUGCUUUUCCUUAAAUAUUCAAUAUAACAAUUCUUCAAGACAGCUUCAAUAUCUUGAGCGCAAAAUUGAUCUGUGUAGUAAAUCUGUAAGAUUGAAGUCUGUCACUGGAACGUUUGUUCGAAAUGUAAAAGGAAUCACCAUUAGCGGAGUGAAAAGACGUGAUUACGAAACUAAUGGGGAUAAAAUUAUCUUCAUGAAUCCGAUCGAUAUGUCUGACAAUAUCAAUGUACAGUUUCAUUCCCGGAAAGAACAAAAUGGUUAUUAUUACAGUGGAUGCCUAGAAGGAAACAAUACCACAUAUCGUUGUAACAUAUCGGAAAAAGUGAAAGGACAGGAUAUUAUAAUAACCAGUAUUCCUGACGGCUUAGAAACCAUAUCCUUCGUUUGAAUGUAAAGACAGGCAGUUCCACGUAUCUUUAGGAUGUUUUCGAGCAAAGUAUAGAAAAACAUAUUUGAAGGUGAAAAAUCAUUGUAGAAAUGGAAGUAAUAGAUUUUUGUUCAUGAACAAGUUUAUUGAAACUUGAGGAAAAACAUAACUUUUUAUGAACAAUAUAAGUUUUGCUAUGGUUGAUUGUAAUUGGAAAUUUACUUUGUGCCUUGUUGAAAUGUUUGUUUGUUAAUCGGUCUACAACAGAUAUAUUGAGCUUUUAAUGACCUUGACCGUCAAGGUCGAAGUCUUGACUUUUGGUUAAAUUGUUAUUUUAUUUAAUUUUGUUAUUUUAUGUACGGAUUUGAUUUAAACUUGGACAAAACAAGACUUGCAAUCAAACAGGUAUAUUGAAUAAUAUAGACGUGACCUUGUUUUUUCUGUAACUGGCUAUAACUUUUAUUGUUUUUUUUAUAUUAAUUGAUUAACUUCAUAUUAAGACACUACAUCUUUUAGACCAGGACCUUCAUGUAUAUUAAACUCAAACUGACUUUGACUCAUGUAUGACCUUGACCUUGAAGGUCAAUUUUAUUUUUAUUUCACUGAUUAUCGCUAUAAUUGGCUUUUACUUGGUUUGUUUGUUUGUUUGUUUGUUUGAUUGGGCUUUAAGUAACAUCGACAUAGUAUAUGUCAUAUAGCGACGUUCCAGCUUUACUGAUGAAGGAAGACUUUAAGUGCUCUUCCGUGCAAUGUGUCAGGCAUAAACGGGCAUCUGAGUGGAACCACUGACAUUCCUUAAGCGAGCAGGAUAGCUUCCUAACAUGAAAGAAUCCAAAGUCAAUGUCGGGAUUCGAACCCACAGCGAUGAUGGGCAAGUGGUUUAAAGUCAACGACCUAAACCACUCGGCCACGGACGCCCCCCUUUUACUUGGUAAUAAGUCAGUAGAUUAUUUUCAUACUUUGACAAACCAACCUUGUGGACAAUACAUUCUAAAAGGUUCAACUGAAAUGUCGUUCACGCCGUUAAGAUCAAAGUAUUGAAUUUUGGUUAAAUUGAUAUAAUUAUGCUAUUUAUGUACGGAUCUGAUGCAUAUGUGGACAAACAAACACCCUUGACCAAACAGACAUGUAGAAUAAUUCAGAUAUGAUAUUGACCUUAAAAUGACCUUGACGUCAUUUUGAUUAAAUUUUGAUUAUAUUUUCUUAGAUUUGUCAUUUAUUUAUGGAAAGGAUUCAUAUUGGACAAAACAAACAAAAUGUGACUAGUUAGACCUACUAAAAUUAAAAUGAGGAAAAACUUAAA